Westerdykella ornata is the source of this 1190-nucleotide messenger RNA. Its product is annotated as protein-L-isoaspartate O-methyltransferase. The coding region runs from base 295 to 993 and encodes 232 amino acids. Gene Ontology annotation, molecular function: protein-L-isoaspartate (D-aspartate) O-methyltransferase activity. Gene Ontology annotation, cellular component: cytoplasm. Gene Ontology annotation, biological process: protein modification process. The transcript is spliced from 2 exons. The record is from RefSeq and is a predicted model, not a curated record. NCBI's taxonomy places the organism in Eukaryota, Fungi, Ascomycota, Dothideomycetes, Pleosporales, Sporormiaceae.
UCCUCUCAGCUGCAGGUGCGUCUUGUAGCACGCUUCUAGAACCUCUUGCGAGAGUGUUAUCUCGUUCUGACUUCGCACUUCUCCUCACCAUAAAAGGAGACACUUUCUUUUCAUUAACCACAGCACUUAUAUCAUCCCUCCAGCACAAUAGCUUCGCUCCAAAGCUACAGAUCUAUCUUCAUUGUUGUCCUUCUCGCAGUCAUAGCUCCUUUGCUACCCUACUUCGUCAAUCUGCCGUCCUUAUCACAUCUAUUCCGCUCAGUAGCGACCCCGUUGCAAAGAAGAGGACUCAAUAUGGCGUGGCGGUCCAGUGGCGUUUCCAAUGCGGAUUUGGUCGAGCGGCUGCACCAGGCCGGCUUGAUCGAGGACGACAGGAUUAAGGACGCCAUGUUGAAGGUCGACCGCGCCCACUUUGCUCCGUCGUACCCUUACCAGGACUCUCCACAACCCAUCGGCCACCACGCCACCAUCUCCGCACCCCACAUGCACGCCUCGGCCUGCUCCUCUCUGUUCCCUUUCCUCUACCCAGGCGCCAAGGUCCUUGACAUCGGCUCCGGCAGCGGAUACCUCACCGCCGUAUUCGCCAACCUCGUCGGACCCGAGGGCCGCGUCAUCGGCGUCGACCAUAUCGAACCGCUCGUCACUUUGUCCGUGAACAACAUGCGCAAAUCCGAAGCCGGAAGACGCAUGCUGGACUCCGGUAACGUGCGGUUGGUGACGGCCGACGGGCGCAAAGGGUUCCCGGAGGAAGCACCGUAUGAUGCCAUUCAUGUCGGGGCUGCGGCGGCCAAGCACCAUGAGGAGUUGGAGGCGCAGUUGAAAGCGCCGGGGAGGAUGUUUGUGCCGGUUGAGGAGGGCUGGUCGCAGUAUAUCUUCGUGGUGGACAAGGAUAAGGAUGGGAACAUCACGCGGAAGAGGCAGUAUGGCGUGCAGUAUGUGCCAUUGUGCGAUCAUCCGGAUGCUCCUAAGAGGAAGGAUUCGAAGCAUCAGUAGAGUCGAACUUGAUCGAUUCACUUGCAGGCUUUGAUGGCGGAGUCAGGGCUAGGGCCGUGUAUACUGUACGGGGUUUGAGCGGUAUGGAAAGGGGUUGGAGAGCUUAAGGACGACAUACGGACUAUGGUUUAGGCGUUUUAGGUAAUCGGCUGGCGUUAUGGACAGCUUGAAUUGACUUUCCAUUUGAACAUCUCAAC